AUGUGGGCGUGGCCAAUGUGGAGACUACAAAUCUCACCUGCACUGGCAGGAUCUGGCUCUUGCCAUGUACUGACAGAGUACGAAGACAGUACUGACUGACAGUGAGGCAACCACGGACGUUAGAGCAGCACGGGCCUCACACAACUCAAUAUGACCAGUUACUAUACAAGUCAGCUCUCUGAGCCGUCCACCUCUGGAUUGAGACUGAUUCUACUGGGGAACCUCGGGUGUGGGAAGACGUCUUCAGCAGACACCAUCCUGGGCCAGCUGUCCCCCGUCUCACCCUCUGCUUCUAGAAGCUGCCAAGUACGACGAGGCUUCUCUGAGGGCCGGGAUGUGACUGUGGUAGAGGCUCCGAGGUGGUACUGGAAUGGCGGCAGGAUGGAGACCAGCGUCAGGCAGGAGACGGGACGAGCAGUAGACCUGGUUGCACCUGGACCACAUGCUAUUUUGCUUCUAGUGCCAGUUAGCCAGUUUACUGAGAUGGAGUGUCGUGUCCCAGCGGAGCUGGAGGAGGUUUUUGGUGAGAGGUCGCUGGAUCACACACUUGUCCUCCUGACAUGUGGAGAUUACCUGAUGGGAAGAACCGUGGAGGAAUACUUGGAGAAGGAACACCCAGGACUGAAGCAGAUUAUUGCCCGCUGUGGAGGGAGGUACCAUGUGAUCAAUAAUCGUCAUCGAGAGAACAGGGAACAGGUCUACGGGCUGCUGGAGAAGGUGGACAAUAUGGUGAAGCGAAAUGGGGUCUUCCACAUAAAAACAGAGCAGGAGAAACUGGCCGAACAACAGCAACAGGAACGGAUGGAAAAAUAUGCAGCUCAACUGGAGGAGGAAAAAAAGGCCACGUCCAGAUACGCUGUGACCACACAGACACGGAGGGGUAUUACAGAAGAGACACAGAGUGCUAACCUAGAGAGGAGGAGGACACAGAUGAGAGACGAUAUACAGGAAAGACAGGUGUCCGGACAGUUCCAGUCACCGCCGUCAUCAGAGCAGUGGGAUGGAGGACAGGUGAAGCGCUUCAGGCUGAAUGCAGAAGGAGCAAUACUGUCACAGGCCACAUCAUCUCCAAAGCUGAGAACCACCUAUUAUCACAGAAUCAACAGUUCUGAGGAGAGAUCACCUCCUUCUGUCUCCUCCUCAUCUCCCUCACCACCUUACUCCACCGUACCCUCCUCCCCUAAAACAUCACCAUCUUCCCCUCGUUCAUCCUCUCUGUUCACCUUUGCCCCAGCCUCCCACAGCCCUUCCUUCACCUCAUCCUAUUCAACCCUCUCAUCAACGUAUGCAUCACCCUCUUCUUCAUCCUCUGUCUCCUCCUCGUUCCCCCAAUCCUCUUCCUCUUCCUCUUCCCCUGAGCUGCGACUUGUUCUUCUGGGAAGAUCUGGAGCAGGGAAAAGCACGGCCGGAAACAGGAUCCUUGGGCGAGAGGAGUUCAAGUCCCAGACGGACAGUCUUACACCAGUCACUCAGGAGUGUGAGAAGAAGAAAGCUGUGGUCGAAGGAAGAAGUGUGGCAGUGGUGGACACUCCAGACUGGUUUCAGUCAGAAUGCUCCCUGGACGAAGUGCGAGCGCAGAUCUCUUCCUGUGUGGCUUUGUCCAGCCCUGGUCCUCAUGCCUUCCUCCUGUGCACCCCCCUGGACCAGCCGGCCAAGAUGGAGCUCCAGGCACUCACGGCCAUCGAGACUGUCUUCGGCUCCGAGGCUGUGCAAAAUUACACCACGGUCCUGUUUACUUACGCAGACAAACUGAGGGAAGGGGAAAAGAUAGAAAAGGACGGCGUGGAGGCCUACAUCGCUCAUCAGAGGAAGGAUCUGUUGAGCCUUGUGGAGAAAUGCAGGGACAGGUUUCAUGUGCUUGAUGAUACCAGAAGAAACACAUCAGAGCUGCUGGAGAAGGUGGAGCAGACGGUGAUGGAGGCCGGAGGACAGUUUUAUUCCUCUCCCGCUUUUCAAGAGGCAGAGCAACGAGUGAGAGAGAAGCAGAUGGAAAUAGCAAGAGAAAACAGAAGUAAAAAGCUGGAGCAAGAGAGAGCAGGAAGCGGCGGACAGCUGAGUUCCGAGAGAGACGUGUUCUACCCGUACAUGCAGACUGUGGCAGAAGCAGAGGAGGAAGUAGGAGAGGAGGAGAUUGAACAAACCAGGGAAGAAGCAGAGAUGAGUGUGAGCACCAUGGACAUCGAGAGCCUCCCACCUAUCACCAUGUCCGGCCUGUCCCCAUCAACUCUUAAAUCUAUUAUGGAGAAAAUCAGGUCCAACAGCCAACUGCUGGGUCAUUUUUUGUCAAGUAGCUCAGUGUGGGUGAGCGAGGGGGCAAAACAGGUUAAGACCAGUCCAGUUUGGGGUAAAGUCGGCAGUGGGGCACAGAAUGUCCAAAAGAUGGUGGUUGAUAGUUCAGUGUGGGAGAAGGUCGGAGCAAGUGCAAGACAUGCAUCUAAACUAGUUGGAGACAGAGUUCCCAAGGUGGUGGUGGACAGUUCAGCAUGGGUGGGAACUGGGGCAAAAGCAGCAGCUAAAAGUCCAGUGUGGGGCAAAAUGGGUUCAGGGGCCAAACUGAUGGCCGACACAUCUGUGAAACUAGGAACUGGACUCGGCAGUGGGGCCAAGAAUUUGGCACAAAAUCCCAUGUGGGGAAAAGUAGGGUCUGGAGCUAAGCUAGUGGCUGAUGGGUCCAUGCAGGUUGGAGCUGGACUGGGUGCUGGUGCGAAAAAGGUGGCACAGAGUCCAGUGUGGGGGAAAAUGUGCUCCGGGGCCAAGGCAGGAGCCACAAAGGUGGCUGAGAGCCCAGCGUGGGGGAAAGUCUGCAGCACUGCUAAACAGGUGCCUAAGGCAGUGAUUGCAGGUGCUCUGCUUGGUCUGCUGCUGGGGGUGUUUUUGGGUGGCAUUAUUGGGGGGGCUAUUGGCGCAGCUGCCGGAUCUGCACUCACUGAAGUGGGGAGGAGGAAAAUCCGCAGCAGGAACGCUUUAGAAAAGUGCAGCGAAGUGUCAGAAAGUUUGGACAGCAAAGUGGAUUCAAUGGUGAAACAAGGAGAGAAAGCGUUGAAGACAGACUAGAUCAGGGUUCCUGGGUGGACCGGUGUUCUUAUUUAGUCCAGCAGUAAUUCCAGAAUAAAAAUGAGCUUUUUAUUGGCUUGUUGCUUCUCAGAAAUAAAAAAGAAAACACUGAGCAUUAAAACAGAAAAUGCAGGGAAAAAUAAAAUGUAUGCAGCGUAAAACCUUUUCUGUAAAUGAAGUGAAUCUUAAAGCACUUUACAUCUUCAUAUGAUGUCAAAAUAAUUGAUGUGGUCUUAUUGAAGUUACUGUUGUUUCAAAGCUUUCAGAGAGAAAUGUAUUUAUCCUCUUCCGCACGUACGUAAUGCAGGAUGUACAGUAUAAUACAGUGGACUGAACACUGACUAUUUAUUACUACUGUAUCAGCAACACAAACUCCAUUAAACACCAUUCAAAUAUUAAACACGUGAGUGUUUUCAAUGCUACCAAGAAACAGAGUUUGUAGAUAAAAAUGCUACGAAAAUGUGGAUCAUUAACUUUAAUUUAUUUGAUAUUUUCAGCGUGAGACGUGUGGGUGUUUCUACAAAAUGGACAGACUUUGUUCUCACUAAAACGCUGACGUACCAAACUGGUUUCACUGCAAAUCUGUUAUGUUUUACUUGAAUAUGAGUGUUUUAUUGUGUUAAUGCCAGCUAAGAUUUAUCUGAGAGCCAGAUGCAGUCAUUAAAAGAGCCACAUUUGGCUCGUGACCACUGAUGUAAGGUGAGUAUAAUAAUCCCAUGGGUAGCCUUACCCACACCUCCACAGCUACCUGUGCAAAGACCCACCAUUUUAUAUCUGUAGACACGUGUCAGAUCAGUGUCACGUACAACCAAAGUUACAAACAGUCGAGAAUUGACUGAGACACAACAUAGUAUGGGUCACCAACUAUAUCUAUAACUAUAUAUAAAAUCUGACAAGCAAAAUGUCAGUCAGUAAAUAAACAAACAAAGACCUUGUGAUUCAUGUUAGCACUAACGUUGUGAACCUUCUGACUGAGUUAGUAAUUUCUAACUCCAGCACAGCAGAAGAAGAAGGUGCCGUGUGAAAUGUGUGAAAGCAGCCUCUUCCUGUUGGGUGGUCCUGAUACAGGGGAUGACUGAGCGUCCUGGUCGCUGUUUUCCCUUCUGUUUUAUACCACUCCCAUCUUCCAUUCGGCGGUUUCCACCCAACAUAUGCGAACCACUGAACACACACAUGCAGAAGGAAACACAUUGAUCGUCAUUGAGACACCACUAACUGUUGUCCCUUCCUUCCACAAAGUCAAACAUGCAGAGACCACCACACAGCUGCAGUGGCUUAUCUCCCACCACAUCGACCUCUUACCACCUCCAACCACAUCCAACGUCCCUCCUCACCUUCCUUACACAAAACCACUAACAUCUGUUCUACCAUUGCAAUAAUAUUUGUUAUUUUUUAACAAAUUUUUGAUUUUUCUUUUCCUUCAUACCAUAUGGAUCACAAUAAUAAUAGCAUUAUCUGGGUU
Molecule: messenger RNA, 4516 nt
Organism: Cynoglossus semilaevis (tongue sole)
Lineage: Eukaryota; Metazoa; Chordata; Actinopteri; Pleuronectiformes; Cynoglossidae
Exons: 8
Coding region: 151-3054 (967 amino acids)
Molecular function (GO): GTP binding
Source: RefSeq, a predicted model, not a curated record